AACCGUGUCGUCUUCGCCUUCCAACUUUUCAUUCCCUCUCCAAAAAACCUCUCAAUUCCCAAACCCAAACAAUCCCAAUUUUUCUCCAUUUGCAUUCAAUGGAAUCUAUGAAUUUAGUCAAAGGCUAUGGCAAAGUCAACGCUUCUGAAGAUCCAUCUUCUAUCCCCACUCGCAGAGCCGCCCACAAACGUCGCCUCACCAUCGCCCUCUCUCUCACUCUCUUCCUAACUUUAUUCAUCUGCGCAUUAGUCGGCGCGUUCAUUCACGCGUCCAAUCCCCAACACCCCACACCAUCAUCACCCGACUCCCUCAAAAUCGUGUGCGCAGUGACUCAGCAUCCCGGGUCAUGUUUUGACUCCAUUUCUUCCCUCAACACCAACCCGCCCAAACCCGACCCGGAAUACUUCCUCAACCUCUCUCUUCAAGCAACCGUUAAGGAAUUAACGAACAUCACUCUGUUGCCAAAAACUUUAAUCUCGGAAGUCAAUGACCCGGGAACCGUAUCCGCGUUGAAAGACUGUAUUAGCCUUUUUGAUGACGCGUUGAGCCAACUCAACGAGUCGGCUGAGUUAUUAAAUGUGGGUCCCGGUGAGAGUGCAUUGACUGUGAUGAAGGUGAAUAACAUGCAGACGUGGAUAAGUGCGGCGAUGACUGAUCAGGACACGUGUCUUGAGGGAUUGGAUGAGAUGGGAUCGCCGUUGGUUGGGGAAGUGAAAGCGAGGGUGCAGAAUGCUAAGGAGUACAUGAGUAACACCUUAGCUAUUCUCAGUAAUAUGCCUAGCCUUCUUCAAAAGUUUGGCGUCACUAUGCAUUGACGCUUCAAAGCUGUUACUGUGAGUUUAACAUUUCCUUUUCACAACUUGUACCUUAUUUUUUUUUUGUCCAUUCUGUAUUAUUGUACGACCUUUUUUCCCCUUUUUACUGUGGCUUAUACAUUAUUGCUGGUGUAACUUCAUCAAACUAGUUAAAUUGUAAAUUUUGAGUUGAUGUGUGCUCUUUAAAAUCA
Molecule: messenger RNA, 1006 nt
Organism: Lycium ferocissimum
Lineage: Eukaryota; Viridiplantae; Streptophyta; Magnoliopsida; Solanales; Solanaceae
Product: putative pectinesterase/pectinesterase inhibitor 26
Exons: 1
Coding region: 99-815 (238 amino acids)
Molecular function (GO): enzyme inhibitor activity
Source: RefSeq, a predicted model, not a curated record